GGGGAGCAAAGAUUCGGGUGCGAGGGAGCACCAUGAAGUGCCCAAGUCAGCUUAUCUGGGAGAAAGCCGGUGCCAGGGAAUGGCCAGCGCACUUGUCCAGGGAUGGCGAUGCCAGGUGAUCCUCCCCAGCCCAGGCUGGGAGGGUCGGUCCAGAACUGUUGGAGCCGGUGUAAAACCCAUGGGCAAAAAGUGAUCCUAAACAGCACGAGGAGGGGGACAGCCAUGGAAUGUAACUCUCCCAGCUCCCCAGUUGAUAAAUCUGCCCCAGCUCCUCCUUAAAAUGCCCUUUCUGAGCCCCUGAUCUUGGGGGAUCCGCAGUGUCGGAGCCUGGCAUGCAGGAAGAUCCAGCUGUGGAUUGAAUGCCAGGAAUCGAGGGCAGAGCCGGCACCUGUGAGCCAUGGCAGCACCUUGUCUUUGCUGAUCCUUUCCUGACCUCUCUGUGAGAGCUCACCCUCACACAGAAAUGGGUCACUCCUUCACCCUCUAUGUGUAUUUUCCUGGUGAAAAUAAAAGCACGGGAACAUCUACAGUGGGUGACACCCCAGGUCUAUCAAGCAUGCAGAAACGAGGAGAGACCCAGGAGGAAGAGGGAGAGGAUGGGCAACUCAAACACCCCAACCUGGUGAACCUGCUGGAGGUGUUCAGGAGGAAGCGGAAGCUGCACCUGGUGUUCGAGUACUGUGACCACACGGUUCUCCACGAGCUGGACAGGCACCCCCGGGGGGUGCCGGAGUACCUGGUGAAGAGCAUAACCUGGCAGACCCUCCAGGCCGUGAACUUCUGCCAUAAACACAACUGCAUCCACCGAGAUGUAAAGCCAGAAAACAUCCUGAUAACGAAGCACUCCGUCAUCAAACUCUGUGACUUCGGAUUUGCUCGAAUACUGACCGGUCCCAGUGACUACUACACAGACUACGUGGCCACCCGGUGGUACCGUUCCCCGGAGCUGCUGGUGGGGGACACCCAGUACGGGCCCCCCGUGGACGUCUGGGCCAUCGGCUGCGUCUUCGCCGAGCUGCUCUCGGGGGUCCCGCUGUGGCCUGGGAAGUCUGACGUGGACCAGCUGUACCUCAUCCGGAGAACCCUGGGGGAUCUCAUUCCCAGGCACCAGCAAGUGUUCAGCACCAACCAGUUCUUCAGCGGGGUAAGAAUUCCAGACCCGGAGAGCAUGGAGCCAUUGGAAGUGAAAUUCCCCAAUAUUUCAUACUCUGCUCUGUCUCUCAUGAAGGCAUGCCUUCGGAUGGACCCUGCGGAGAGGCAAACCUGUGAGCAGCUGCUGCAGCAUCCCUACUUUGACAGCUUCAGGGAGGCAGUGGAUCUGGGGAAAGAACGGGAAAAGACAGCUCGGAAACCAGCUAGGCUGACUCGGAAGCACAUGCCAGGGUUACAGCACCUGCCCCAGCUGACCAGCAGUAACGUUCUCCCAGCUUUGGACAGCAAGAAGCACUGCUGCAAGACAAGGAAAUCCAACUACCACUUCCCAAACAUCUGACCAGAUUCAGACUUGAUUGUUCAAAGUUCAAGGGUAAAUUUGGGAUUUAUAAAGGGAGGAUACACAGUGGAAAACUAAAUUACUAAAUGCUGUGACAUGUACAAAGUGAGUCCAGCCUGAUGAGAGGCUGCCUGACUGCUCCAGGUAGUUCCCAGCCUGCUCCAGGGAUACACCUGCCUUACUACUGCACUUACAGAUCACAGAGUAUUGAAACUACUGGUCGUGGCUUCACAGGCUCAACAGGCACCACUCCCAGGAGAACAGACCAACCAUAACCUCUGGUUUCUUUACUCUUUUCAGAGUUUCUCCUGAGUGUUUCAUCCGUUGAUUGCUCUUCUUUGCUCUGACAAUAGUGAAGCCACUUGCUUGUAGUUACAGGAAUUGUUUUGAUCAAAACUAAUCAUGAACUUAAUUUAUAACAAUGGCCAGACACAGGUAGGAAUCCUACCUUAGUGUUUGUGUUAAGAGUGACUCGGGUUUGUGGAAUCUCAGGAUGUAAUAUUGGGUUGAUUUUGAAUAAAAGAAAUGUAGCUUGUUUUUCCAA
Molecule: messenger RNA, 2036 nt
Organism: Chiroxiphia lanceolata (lance-tailed manakin)
Lineage: Eukaryota; Metazoa; Chordata; Aves; Passeriformes; Pipridae
Gene: CDKL1
Product: cyclin dependent kinase like 1
Exons: 9
Coding region: 464-1492 (342 amino acids)
Biological process (GO): protein phosphorylation
Cellular component (GO): nucleus
Molecular function (GO): ATP binding; cyclin-dependent protein serine/threonine kinase activity
Source: RefSeq, a predicted model, not a curated record